AUGUCGACGUCUCAAUUGAAUGCUUCUUUAUUGAAGUUAAAGUUAUUGGAUGCUCUCAGAAGUGGAGACACUUCAAAAGUUGAUGGUGUGAUUACCGAACUUUCAUCUACUGAAUCAACCAUUCAAAACUCAGAUAUAAUCCAAUUAAAGGAAACUGUGAUGCAUUAUGCUGUCCAACUUUCCUCCCUUUCAUUAAUCCAACAUCUUGUCACUAAUGCUACCAAAUACCAUAUCGAUAUCAAUUCUCAAGAUGCGGACGGAAACACUCCAUUGCAUUUGGCAGCUAUGUCAUCUCGUUUAGAAGUGGUUAAAUUCUUAUUAUCAUUACCAGAUAUAAACGAUACCAUUGUGAAUUUAAAGAAAAAACAACCAGUGGAAGUAUGUAAAGAUUUGAAUAUAGCUCAAUUGAUGCAAUUCGAAAGAGCCAAAUUUGUUGAAAAAGUUUCAGUUCAACUUAGACAAUAUUUUAGUGAUCGUGAUUUUACAAAUUUAGAAAAGUUAUUAGUUCAAAACCCUCGUGCUGCUGAAUUAUUAGAUAUUAAUGGAGCAGAACCAACAACAGGUAAUACUGUCUUACAUGAAUUCAUUAGAAAAGAUGAUUUGCAAAUGUGUGAUUGGAUUUUAAAACAUGGUGGAGAUCCAUUUAAACGUGAUAAGCGUGGUAAAUUACCUAUUGAUUUAAUUCAUAAUAAGAAUGAUCCAUUGCGUAAAUUAUUAAAAGUGGCUUCUAAAGAUCAAAAUAUAAUGGAUCCAGUUGCAAAUACAAGUAAUGCCAUUAAACAAGGGGCAGCUCCAACUUAUAAAGGUUAUUUAAGAAAAUGGACAAAUUUCGCUAGUGGGUAUAAAUUAAGAUAUUUUAUCCUUGAUCAAUUUGGUAUUUUAUCUUAUUAUACUAAUCAAGAUGAUACUAAUAAUUCAUGUCGUGGAUCUUUAAAUUUGGGAUAUGCAGUUUUACAUUUAGAUUCAUCUGAAAAAUUAAAAUUUGAAAUCAUUGGUAAAAAUGGUAUUAGAUGGCAUUUAAAAGCUAACCACCCUAUUGAAACAAAUAGAUGGGUAUGGACUUUACAAAAUGCAAUCACAAUAGCUAAGGAUAAUAUUAAAAAGAAAGCUGGUGGGGUUGAUGUGAUUGAUGAAGAGUCUGAAAGAGGAAAGAGUUUUGAAGAACAUCCUGAACCAAGAAGAUCAUCAUCAAGACUUAGAAUCCCAAGUAAGAAAUCAAAACAUAAGAGAACAUCAAGUCAAUUAUCGUUAAAUUCCGCAGCUGGCUCUGUAGCAGACGAAGAUAUCAGUUCAUCUAUCCAAACUAGUAGACUGGUUAAUACCACUUUAAAAUCUCCUAAUCCAAAUGCAUUUGCCAGUGAAUCUCCAACUUCUCCAACUUCAAAACGUGUAUUAAGUGGUUUAAAUCAUGAAACAGCAAUGGCAAGAUUAAGUACUGAAGAUCAAUUCAGUAUUCAAGAUUCAGUAGAUGUAGAGAAUUUCGAUUAUGAUUUAGAUGAAGCUGAUGAAGAAUAUGAUAGUGAAAAUGAAUCAAAAACAUCUGAUAAUAUUAUAGGUCCAUUGGCCGAGCAAGUUUCAACCAUAAAGAGAUCGGUUGAUGUGGAAAUCACUUCAUUGAUUGAUUUGUUUGGUCAUAUCAUUGAACUGAAUGUUCAUGCUCCUGAUUCUAGAGAAGCUCAAAGUUAUACCUUAGGAUUAAGUACUUUAAAAUCUAUCAAAGAGCAAUUUUUAAAACUUAAUCUUAUUAUUCAAUCCAGAGAUGAGAAAUUAUUAGCCAAAUUAGAAAGACAAUUAGAAGUCAAUAAAUUAUGGGAAAGUUCGAUAAAACAAUUGGAGAAUGAAAUUCAUCAAAGAGAAGUUAAAUUGGCUCAAUUUGAAGGUCAAAAGAAACAACUUAAAAAAUAUCUUUCCGUCAGUGGUCCAUCAAAACAUUCAGACGUUUCAACUCCGAUUGAUGCUGGUCUCAUUGCCUUACAUAAUGAAGAAAAUCUCGUUCCGGAUGAUGUUCUUGACGAAAUAUUAAAUGAUGAUUCAGGUGAUGAAUUCUUUGAUGCUGAUGAAUUCGAAGAACCUGAAGAAGAAGACAAGGAAGUUCAUGAACCUGUGGCGGAAGAAGAAGAGAUAGCCCCAGAAGGCGAAGAAGAAAAAGAAGAAACUGAAAAAGAAGCUGGUGAGGCCGUUGAAGAAGUACCUGUCGAUGGAACUGCCGCUGUACCUGUUACUGAAGAGAAAGCACCACCUACAUAUGAAAAGGCAUUAUCGCAAUAUAAUAAAGCCCAAGGAAUGGUUUUACAGAAAUUAAGCCAAGAAGGAUCAUUCCUUGGAUAUGAAAACCCACCAAGACAAAAAUUAUCCAUGGAUGAAGAUAAUAGACCAAAGGUUGGUCUAUGGGGUAUUUUAAAAUCAAUGAUCGGAAAAGAUAUGACUAGAAUGACUUUACCUGUAUCAUUCAAUGAACCAACUUCUUUAUUACAAAGAUUAGCUGAAGAUAUUGAAUAUAGUAAUUUACUUAAUAUUGGUGCUAGUUAUGACGAUUCCACAUUACGUUUAAUUUACGUGGCUACAUUUGCUGCUACGGAAUAUGCGUCAACUAUUGAUAGAAUUGCUAAACCAUUUAAUCCAUUAUUAAGAGAAACUUUUGAAUAUUGUCGUCCUGAUGAACAAUAUAGAUUGAUUGUCGAACAAGUCAGUCAUCAUCCUCCUAUCAGUGCUUGUAGUGCUGAAUCUCCUAAAUGGGAUUACUAUGGUGAAAAUGCUGUUGAUUCAAAAUUCAGAGGUAGAUCAUUUGAUUUUAAGCAUUUGGGUAAAAUGUUCUGUGUAUUAAGACCAGAUAAUGGUGUUAUCGAUAAGAAUAAUAAUAAAGUUCAUGAAGAACUUUAUAGUUGGAAAAAGGUUAAUACUUCAGUUGUGGGUAUUAUUAUUGGUAACCCGACUGUUGAUAAUUUCGGGAAAAUGGAAGUGACAAAUCAUACCACUGGGGAUUCUAUUAUCGUUGACUUAAAACAAAGAGGUUGGAGAGCAUCUUCUGCUUAUCAAUUAUCAGGUCAUGCAAUUGAUAGACAUGGUAAACCUCAGUGGGCCAUGGGUGGACAUUGGAAUUCUAAGAUAUUUGCCAAAAAAAUAAUAGACUCCCCAAUACCACUUGGUGAAAGACGUGAUUCUUUAGUUGAUCCUGAUGCAUCAGUUCCUAAAAUUGGCUCAAGUAAUGAUCCAUUUAGUGGCAGUAAAUUCUUAGUGUGGCAAGCUGCUCCUCGUCCAAAGGUUCCGUUUAACUUAACUUCUUUCGCUAUCACUUUGAAUGGGAUUGAUGAUAAUUUAAGAUCGUGGUUAGCCCCUACUGAUACAAGAUUAAGACCUGAUCAAAGAGAUAUGGAAGAUGGUAAAUAUGAUCAAGCUGCUGAUGAAAAGCAUAGAGUUGAAGUUAAACAAAGAGAAGCCAGAAAGAAGAGAGAAGAAAAUAAAGAAACUUACGUACCAAAUUGGUUUGUUAAGAAAGUUCAUCCAGUUACUGGAGAUUCUUUCUGGGAAUUCAAGGGUGAAUAUUGGAAGUUAAGAAAAGAACAUAAAUUAGCAGGAACAGGUGAUAUCUUUUAAGACUUCAACUACAAUAUUUCGAGAGCUGUGUUUAUAAUAUUUAGAACAAUGCU
This is a messenger RNA of Scheffersomyces coipomensis, 3647 nucleotides long. RefSeq names its product oxysterol-binding protein related protein. The coding region runs from base 1 to 3594 and encodes 1197 amino acids. The transcript has 2 exons. The record is from RefSeq and is a predicted model, not a curated record. Lineage: Eukaryota; Fungi; Ascomycota; Pichiomycetes; Serinales; Debaryomycetaceae. Gene Ontology annotation, biological process: maintenance of cell polarity; exocytosis; endocytosis. Gene Ontology annotation, cellular component: cytosol; nuclear envelope; intracellular membrane-bounded organelle. Gene Ontology annotation, molecular function: protein binding; sterol binding.